ACCCAUUUCUUUCAGCUAGUCUCUCUCCAAUCUCACCAAAUCUACGUACACUUGUCGAUCUCAGUCUCGCCCUUGCUUACUUCUCCAUCUUGUUAUAUUUCCUGUUCAAGUACUGCUGCUACGUGAUUCCCAAAUUUGAACACUGAACCGCAACAUUAAAUUGACCCCAAACUCAGUAGGACAGUAGGUUCAAUUGGAAAUGGGCACAGAGAGCUCUUCACCUCCUCGGUGGAAAUAUGAUGUCUUUUUGAGUUUUAGAGGCGAGGAUACUCGAAAGGCUUUUACAGACCAUCUAUACACUGCAUUGGAUCAUCAAGGAAUCAUAACUUUCAGGGAUGAUCCUGAACUUCACAAAGGGGAAGCUAUUUCUCCAGCACUUUUUGCUGCAAUUAAAGAAUCAAGAUUUGCCCUCAUUGUUCUCUCACAAAAUUAUGCAUCGUCGACAUGGUGCUUGGAGGAACUUGUGAGAAUUCUGGAAUGUAUGAAAGCAAGAGAAGCUGUGCUGCCAAUUUUCUAUGAUGUUGAUCCCUCUGAUGUACGAAAGCAAACAGGGAGUUUUGGUGAAGCCUUUGCUAAUCAUGAAGAAAGGUUUAGCGAUGACAAGGAGAAAGUGCGGAGGUGGAGAUCUGCAUUAACAGAAGUGGCAAGUUUCUCAGGGUGGAAUUCAAAGGAAUGGUAUGAAUCAAGGCUCAUUACAAAUAUUGUUGAAGUUAUAUGUAAAAGAUUGCAACCGACAUCAUACAGUUAUGCAGAAAAUCUAGUUGGAAUUUACUCAAGAUUGCAUCGAGUUAAUUCGCUUUUAAGUGUAGGGGAGGAUGACGUCCGCUUCAUUGGUAUAUGGGGAAUGGGCGGGAUUGGUAAGACUACUAUGGUAAGAGCGGUGCAUGAGAGAAUCUCUCGUGAAUUUGAAUGUAAUUUCCUUCUUACGGAUGUUAGAAACUCCUCCGUUGAAAAAGGUGGUUUACUUAAUCUGCAAAAGCUACUUCUCUCUGGGAUUGGGGCAAACAACGCUGACAUAUUUGACCUUCAUGUAGGAGCCACCAUAUUACAGAGGUUAUUAUGUCACAGAAAAGUUCUUCUCAUUCUUGAUAAUGUGAACCAUUCAAGUCAUUUAAAAUAUUUGGCAGGAAGCCAAGAGUGGUUUGGUUCAGGGAGUAGAGUUCUUAUCACAAGUAGAAAUGAGCAUUUGUUGAUUGAACAUGGAGUGGAGUUAAGAUUGAAGGUCGAAGAAUUAAAUGAUGAUGAUUCUCUUCAACUUUUUAGCCAGAAAGCAUUCAAAAGAGGUUUCCCUGAAGAAGAUUUUCUUGGUUUGUCAGAAUCUGUUACAAGUUAUGCCAAAGGUCUUCCUCUAGCUCUUGAAGUACUGGGUUCUUAUUUGUAUGGAAGAGAUAUAAGUGAAUGGAAGAGUGCACUGAGAAAACUGGGAAGAGUUUGUAACAAGGAAAUUUUUGAAGUCCUUAAAGUAAGUUUCAAUGAUCUAGAUUCCGAAGAGCAGAAAAUUUUCCUAGACAUUGCAUGUUUCUUUAAUGGACAGGACAAAGAUCAAGUAACGGAAGUACUAAACAGUUGCGAUAUUUCUGCAAUUAUUGGAAUAAAAGUCCUCAUAGAAAGAUCUCUCCUAAAUGUUUCGGAUGGAAGACUAAGAAUGCACGAUUUGCUCCAGGAAAUGGGUCACAACAUUGUCCGCCAAGAGUCUAACGAGCUGGGCAGGUGCAGUAGGUUGUGGCUUCUUGAAGACGUCAAACAUGUCUUGACCAACAAUACUGGAACUGAAGCAAUAGAAGGUAUAAUUGUGGACUCAAACGAGUUAGGAGUAGACGUGGACGUGACUCCAAAAUCAUUUUCAAUGAUGAAAAAUUUGAGAUACCUGAAGAUCGAGAGUGGGAACCUGUCUAAGGAACUUGUGUAUCUUCCAGAUAAUUUACGGAUUCUUGAUUGGACGAGGUAUCCGUUAAAAUCUUUGCCAUUACAUUUCAACCCUCGGAAGCUGCUCCAACUAAGCUUGUCUCAUAGUUGUAUUGAACAUUUUCGGAUAGGAACAGAGCCUUUAAAAAUUUUGAAAACCAUUAAUCUGAGUCACUCUCUGAAUCUUGUCAGCACCUCAAACUUUAAAAGUAUGCCACAUCUCGAGUUUCUGCUUCUUGAAGGUUGUAUAAAAUUGUCUGAGGUUGACCCAGGAAUUGGAGAGCUUGAAAGACUUACUGUGCUGUACUUGAAAGAUUGCAACAAUCUUGUGAGUCUUCCAAGCAGUGUAGGUCGCUUAAAAUCUCUCAAAUAUCUCAUUCUUUCUGGUUGCUCAAAGCUUCAGAAAUUGCCAGAUGAGUUGGGUCAUGUUUCUUGUUUGGAGGUGCUUGAUUUGAGUAGAACUGGCAUGACAGAAGUGCCCUCCCCUAUUGUUCAUUUGGAAAACCUCAAAAAAUUCUCUCUUGCUGGAUGUAAUUUGCAUCCGUCAUCAACAUUAUGGAAUGUGUUUUAUCAGUUUUGGCGACGAAGAAAUCAGUCAAAUCACAUUCCGGUAGGAUUGUCGUUGUCUCGUUUGUCGGUUUUGCAUUCAUUAACUGAAUUGAAUGUAAGUGAGUGCAAUCUUUCUGAAUUGCCCAGUGAAUUUGGAUGCUUGUCUACAUUAAGAAGAUUAGAUCUCAGCAGAAAUAAAUUCAUUAGACUACCCGACAGCAUCGGCCAACUCUCUAGACUUGAAUCUCUUCAGUUGCAUUGGUGCCGCAAUCUUCGGGCAUUACCAGAGCUUCCAUCUCUUGCAUCGGUAGACGCUAGCCACUGCAUUUCAUUAGAUACUUUGGCCAAUCAAAUAGGGCAAUGUAAUUCGGUGCUAUUCGGAUCUUUUGUUAACUGUUUCAAACUGGUGGAGAAUGAAAGCACCGGGAGUAUAGCAGUUGCAUUGUUAACACGCUACCUUAAGAGUAAAGCAUUUUCUGACCAUAAUAAUAGAUUUAACUGUAUUGUUCCUGGAAAUGAAAUUCCAGAGUGGUACAAUCACCAGAGUGUGGGGGAUUCGAUAACCGUAGAGCUACAACCAGGUUGGUUAAGUAACAAGUGGAUGGGAUUCGCCUGGUGUGUCGUUUUUAGAUUCCUCGUACCACAGCCGCCUUGGACUGCGAUGUUCUUUAGUUGCAGACUUGUUGCCAAUGGAAAACUCAUGCCCUUCAAUUUUCAAUUUUUUGGGCGAGAGUGGGGAGCUCGAGAGUGGGGAGAGUUCUAUGCAAUUAAACCUGUGUCAGAUCAGAUUUGGUUGUCGAAUUUGCACCGUGAUUUUUGCAAACAUGAGUGGCAGGAUAUCUACUAUCGGCUUGAUUUCUCAAUUCAAAUCAACUACAUCGAAAAGAGUGAGGACCGAAGGAUAUAUACGAAAGUUGUGGAAGUGAAGAAGUGUGGGGUCCGCAUGGUAUAUGAGGAAGAUGCAGAGGAGCCUUCAACCAAGCGACGCCUUCAACACUAUGAUGAUGAUGACGACGACGACGACGACGACGAUGCAUCAUCUAGUAGUGCAAGUCAAGCUCAUCCAAGAAGCAUGAAACAACUCCACCUUGACGGCGCAGGACCCAGUGGAGCCCCUUAUUCAUGACCAGAAUCGGAGAUCCCAACGAAUCAUCGAAGGAAAAGACAUUGAAAAAGCAGGGGAGCUGGAUUACCAUUGGGCCGAGUUCGAUGACGUCCGGUACCACAUUCAGGGCUUGCGGGGGGAUCGUCUUAUUGUCAUUGGCGGUCCUAGGAAUCUCGGUGAAGGUUUCAUCGAGAUCAAUGCGUGGGUUCCAAGUGAAGGUCCUCCGCAGUGGAACUUGCUUGCGAGAAAGCAAUCUGGUAACUUUGUCUAUAACUGUGCUGUAAUGGGAUGCUGAAGCUUCAUAUGUAUAAGAUUGGUUUGUCCACCAACACAGGAGUCUUGCUAAUUGGAGGAACUAAAAUCUGUUGAACGCCUCCAACCUGCUGCCCGAUGCUGCAAAGAGUAUGUUAGUUUUUCAAUUACCUUUUGAAGGCACCUAGUUUUAUAGUAAAAGGAACUGCAACGGAAUAUCUAUCAAAUUUGUUUGUUCUAGCCAUGAUUGCUGAUUUUGUGACUGCGAAUCCAGAUCCGUUGAUACCAACAAAUCGAAAGAAACAACGAUCCUGUCACUUUUGGAAAUGGCUCUGUGGAAUGCCCUGUUUUAGCUUGUCAUCGAUUUGCUGUUGCUGCUGUUGUGAUGGGUGCUCUCUUCACCUAGAAAUGCCACGCUGCUCCUGCUGUGGUUCAUGCAGUGGUUCAGACUGUGGUUCAUGCAGCGGUGAAUGCUGUGUUUUAUGCAAGGGUUCAUGCUGCAGUCCAUGUAACUGUAAUUCGUGUUUCAGUUGCCCUUCACUACCAAAGUGGCGAUGUUGCUGCUCAUGUCCCCGAUCCCAUUGCUGCAAAACUAGUUCAUGUUCAUGCAGCAGAAAUUGCUGCAUUUUACCAUUGUGUUCGUGCUCAUGUCCCGAUUGCUCUUGUUUGAAUUGUUUCAAAUGGAAAUGCUCUUGUCCUAAAUGUCUGAAGGUACGGCCUUGUUGCUGUUGUAAAAUAACCUGCUGUAACCCUUGCAGUACAUGUUUGUAGUAUUCAUGACAUCUCUUAUGGAAGCUCUGUAUCAUGGCUUUUUCAUAUUUAACUAGUCUAGAUAUGCUGCAAAUAUUCAUGUAUUCAUAAAAUUGAGUUUAUGAAAUAAAUUUUAUAGUA
Molecule: messenger RNA, 4702 nt
Organism: Rosa chinensis
Lineage: Eukaryota; Viridiplantae; Streptophyta; Magnoliopsida; Rosales; Rosaceae
Product: disease resistance protein RUN1
Exons: 10
Coding region: 200-3580 (1126 amino acids)
Biological process (GO): signal transduction; defense response
Molecular function (GO): ADP binding; protein binding
Source: RefSeq, a predicted model, not a curated record